AUGGCAUCGUACUGGGAGGAAGCAUUGGACGUCGACGAUCUCACGGCUUCCGUAGUCUUUGAUCCAGAUACCGGGUUCGGAAGUGCUGGAACCAAUGGUUCCUGUGUCUCCGAUGGACCUUUCACCCAGCUCGAGCUGCACAUCACCCAAUACACGAACUACGCGAACUACUGUCUCACCCGCGAAACCAACACCGAUAUCUUCCAAGGUGCAACUCUUGACAACAUUGCCGAAUGCACGAACACCACCACCUACGAUGAAGCCUACGAUUGCUUCCAGCAGAGCCCUCAUACGGCCGGCCACGGCGGCGUCGGCGGUACCAUGCUGGAUGUCGUGGCCAGCCCGUCCGACCCGCUCUUCUUCUUGCAUCAUACCAACCUGGACAGACUGUGGUGGAACUGGCAACUCAACAACCUGACCUACCGCCUGACUGAUAUGGGAGGACGCAACAUCCCCACUGAUUCGUAUCUGGCACAGAACAACUUCACUACCCCUGGACCCGAGCUACUCGACUACGAUGGGGACUCUGCGAACGUUACGACUUUGAACCACACUCUUUGGAUGGUGGGACUGAUUGCUAAUGCUACGGUGGGGGAUGUCAUGGACUUGCGAGGUGACUUGAUCUGCGCGGAGUACGUGUGA
Didymosphaeria variabile is the source of this 642-nucleotide messenger RNA. RefSeq lists its product as uncharacterized. NCBI's taxonomy places the organism in Eukaryota, Fungi, Ascomycota, Dothideomycetes, Pleosporales, Didymosphaeriaceae. The record is from RefSeq and is a predicted model, not a curated record. The transcript is spliced from 2 exons. Bases 1 to 642 code for a protein of 213 amino acids. Gene Ontology annotation, molecular function: oxidoreductase activity.